AUGGCGACCACCGUCAACAGGCUGCUCCACCCGAUUGAGCACCACCGGGAAAAGAAAGAGAGUGCGCGCCAGCCCUCCGUUCCACUGCACGACCGCAACGACUCGGCCAUGGAGAAGCCGCGCGAAGAGGAGAAGCGCACGCUCGUGCAGUGGGAGGCCCAACGACACACGCUGAGCCCCGACGAGAUCGACCAGGACCCGGAGCAGAAAGCAGUCGGCCACUCGAGUAAAGUGCUGCGCCAGGAGGACUUUGAGCUGAUCAAGACACUCGGCACCGGCACAUUUGCGCGCGUAUGGCUGGUGCGAUUGAAAGACGCACAGAAAGGCGACCAGGACAAGGUCUUUGCCCUGAAGAUCCUGCGCAAGGUUGACGUGAUUCGUCUCAAGCAAGUCGAGCACGUACGAAACGAGCGCAAUGUCCUCGCCAAAGUCGCAGGACAUCCGUUCAUAACCACAAUGGUAGCCAGCUUCCAGUCGAUGGAUUCAUUAUACAUGGUCCUCGACUACUGCCCUGGCGGCGAGGUCUUUAGCUACCUCCGACGAGCACGACGCUUCAACGAACCCACUUCACAAUUCUACGCCGCCGAGAUCGUGCUGAUAUUAGAGUUCCUGCACGAGCGCGAAGGCGUUGCGUACCGCGAUCUGAAACCUGAGAACAUACUCAUUGACGCCGAAGGGCACCUUAAGCUGGUGGAUUUCGGUUUCGCAAAGAAGAUAGAGAAUAGGGAAACAUACACAUUAUGCGGCACACCCGAGUACCUUGCGCCAGAAGUCAUCAGAAAUACAGGCCACGGCACAGCAGUAGACUGGUGGGCGUUUGGCAUCCUCGUCUAUGAAUUCCUCGUCGGCCAACCGCCCUUCUGGGACCAAAACCCUAUGAAAAUCUACGAACAAAUCGUAGAAGGCAAAGUCCGCUUCCCCUCGGCCAUGUCCGCGCCCGCCCGCGAUCUCAUCUCCGGGCUCUGCACCGUCGACGUCAGCAAACGGCUCGGCAACAUCGCCGGCGGCGCCUCCCGCGUGCGGCAACACGAGUGGUUCAAGGACAUCGACUGGGAAAAGAUGUACAAGCGCGAAGUUCAGGGGCCCAUUGUGCCGCACCUGAGAGGGCCAGCGGAUACGAGAAAUUUCGACGAGUAUGAAGAUGAGAGCGGGAAUCGCGAUCCAUAUACGAAGGAGUUGAGCGAUAAGUGGGACGAGUAUUUCAGGGAUUUCUAA
Molecule: messenger RNA, 1215 nt
Organism: Macroventuria anomochaeta
Lineage: Eukaryota; Fungi; Ascomycota; Dothideomycetes; Pleosporales; Didymellaceae
Product: serine/threonine-protein kinase YPK2/YKR2
Exons: 7
Coding region: 1-1215 (404 amino acids)
Biological process (GO): peptidyl-serine phosphorylation
Cellular component (GO): cAMP-dependent protein kinase complex; nucleus
Molecular function (GO): cAMP-dependent protein kinase activity; ATP binding
Source: RefSeq, a predicted model, not a curated record